Messenger RNA from Chlorocebus sabaeus (green monkey), 1264 nucleotides. It is a transcript of the gene HOGA1, whose product is annotated as 4-hydroxy-2-oxoglutarate aldolase 1. Gene Ontology annotation, cellular component: mitochondrion. Gene Ontology annotation, molecular function: (R,S)-4-hydroxy-2-oxoglutarate aldolase activity; 4-hydroxy-tetrahydrodipicolinate synthase activity. The record is from RefSeq and is a predicted model, not a curated record. Lineage: Eukaryota; Metazoa; Chordata; Mammalia; Primates; Cercopithecidae. Gene Ontology annotation, biological process: glyoxylate catabolic process.
GCCUCAGGCCUCCUGCAGAGAUGCUGGGUCCCCAAGUCUGGUCCUCUGUGAGGCAGGGACUAAGCAGGAGCUUGUUCAGGAAUGUGAGGGGCUGGGCCUCAGGGGAGGGGAAGAAGGUGGACAUUGCGGGCAUCUACCCCCCUGUGACCACCCCUUUCACUGCCACUGCAGAGGUGGACUAUGGGAAACUGGAGGAGAAUCUACACAAACUGGGCACCUUCCCCUUCCGAGGCUUCGUGGUCCAGGGCUCCAAUGGCGAGUUUCCCUUCCUGACCAGCAGCGAGCGCCUCGAGGUGGUCAGCCGUGUGCGCCAGGCCAUGCCCAAGAACAAGCUCCUGCUAGCUGGCUCCGGAUGCGAGUCCACUCAAGCCACAGUGGAGAUGACCGUCAGCAUGGCCCAGGUCGGGGCUGACGUGGCCAUGGUGGUGACCCCUUGCUACUAUCGUGGCCGCAUGAGCAGCGCGGCCCUCAUUCACCACUACACCAAGGUUGCUGAUCUCUCUCCAAUCCCUGUGGUGCUGUACAGUGUCCCAGCCAACACGGGGCUGGACCUGCCUGUGGAUGCAGUGGUCACGCUUUCCCAGCACCCGAAUAUUGUGGGCAUGAAGGACAGCGGUGGUGAUGUGACCAGGAUUGGGCUGAUUGUUCACAAAACCAGGAAGCAGGAUUUCCAGGUGUUGGCUGGAUCGGCUGGCUUCCUGAUGGCCAGCUAUGCCUUGGGAGCUGUGGGGGGCGUGUGCGCCCUGGCCAAUGUCCUGGGGGCUCAGGUGUGCCAGCUGGAGCGACUGUGCCUCACAGGGCAGUGGGAAGAUGCCCAGAAACUGCAGCACCGCCUCAUCGAGCCAAACACUGCGGUAACGCGGCGCUUCGGGAUCCCAGGGCUGAAGAAAAUGAUGGACUGGUUUGGCUACUACGGAGGCCCCUGCCGCGCCCCCUUGCAGGAGCUGAGCCCCGCUGAGGAGGAGGCACUGCGCAUGGAUUUCACCAGCAACGGCUGGCUCUGAGGGCCGGCAGCGUCCAUGGCUGGCCUGAGCCCAUCUCAGCCUCCUGCCUUGCACUUGCAGCCUGAAGCAGAGAGCGCAGGGGGAUGAGGGCGGCGGGCGCGGGAAGCCGGUAGAGGCUCCUUUGCCUACUUUAGUCCUCCAGGCAGCCUUUCACAGGCAUGCCCACGCACAUCUCCUAUUCUCAUGGCCCCUGACCUCUCCCUUUUGUAUCCUAAACUGUCUCUCUGGCCUGAAGACUGGUAAGGAGCAAUUUCUCAAUU